AUGGCGGGUGGGGGGCAUCAAGUGGCCAAUCAACCUCAAAGUUGGCCAAACAACAACCCUCCACCACCUAUGGCACUUGACAGAGGCCAAUUUGCAGAAUUCCUUCAACAGGAAUUUAGCCUAACUCGGAGGGGUGGAAGGCCAACUUACAGAAAGCCCUAUCCAGAGUUCAUUGAUGAAGUUGAAUUUCCAAGGAAUUUCAGAAUUCCAGAGUUUACAACAUUCAAUGGAGAGGGCGAACAGUCUACCUUGGAACAUAUCAGUCGGUUCACUGUCCAUUGUGGAGAAGCAGUAGCCAAUCCAUGGCUGAAGGUACGCUUGUUUCCAAAUAUACUAACUGGGUAUGCUUUCAGGUGGUAUUGCAACUUGCCAACCAACUCUAUUCAAAGUUGGCAGCAAUUUGAGGAUUUAUUCCAUACUCAGUUCUAUAGAGCUGAGCUUGAAGUGUCAAUGGCAGACCUUUCUAGACUUCAUCAACUACCUGGAGAGUCUGUGAUGAGCUUCCUUUCAAGAUUCAGGCAGGCCAAGUUCAAAUGUAAUUUGUCUUUGCCGCCAGAAGAAUACGUGAAGAUGGCUGUGAACGGCCUAGAAUUUGAACUUCGCAAGAACAAAGUGGCUAAGUAUGAAGAGCUCCUUCGUGAGGAGCAAGAUAGGAAGAACUCUUCCAAGGGCACCUACUAUCGUGAUCCUAACUAUGAGGUGUAUACCACUGAAACUGAAGGAGACUUUGAAGUCAACGUAGCCGAGCUCAACAUAAAGAAGGCUUACACUUGUGAGGCCUUGACAAAACUGAAAUCAACCACGGCCAACUUGCAAGCCGCCUCUGGUUCCAAAUGGAAGGGGGCAGAUUCUUCUAGAAGUUACUUUUUUGACAUUUCUAAAGCCGAGAUUUGCUCGUGGCUGACAAGCAAUUGA
Molecule: messenger RNA, 915 nt
Organism: Cornus florida
Lineage: Eukaryota; Viridiplantae; Streptophyta; Magnoliopsida; Cornales; Cornaceae
Exons: 2
Coding region: 1-915 (304 amino acids)
Source: RefSeq, a predicted model, not a curated record